Acaulospora morrowiae is the source of this 993-nucleotide messenger RNA. The record is from the annotation of a GenBank genome assembly. Lineage: Eukaryota; Fungi; Glomeromycota; Glomeromycetes; Diversisporales; Acaulosporaceae.
AUGCGAUCGUUUAUCUUUUAUCGGAUCGUCAAGUCGAAAACUCGAUCAAACUUGCGUAGUUACGCAACAGCAAAGCAAAUAUCGCCAUCGGUAUUCUCCGUUUUUGAUCGCAAUACAAAAAGAUUACAAAGAGAUCGUUCCGCCGUAGAAGUAGAAAGUAGCAGACAAGUUGAUUAUCUUAAAGACGAGAUUGCGUUUAGGAUUGUUGAUAGAUUGCUGGACAUUAAAAGAAAGUUUGGAACCGUUGUUGAUUUAGGAAGUGGCUGUGGUCAUGUGGUUAAGCAUGUUGACGAAGACCUGAUAAAAAAAUUGAUUAUGUGUGAUAUGUCAGAAAAAAUGUUGGAAAGGGAUAAGGACGUGAAGUAUGAUGUCGAUGUCGAGAGAAUGGUCGUUGAUGAAGAAUCGUUACCGUUUAAAGAAAAUUCUCUAGAAGCCGUUUUGAGUAAUCUUUCGCUGCAUUGGGUGAAUGACUUACCAGGUGCAAUGAUUCAAAUACGUCGAUCGUUAAAACCUGACGGAGUAUUUAUUGCUUCAAUGUUUGGUGGCGACACGUUAUUUGAAUUGAGAACGUCACUGCAACUAGCAGAAACAGAACGAGAAGGCGGUAUCUCCCCACGAGUGUCUCCCAUGACAGACGUAAGGGAUGUUGGGAGCUUACUUUCUCGGGCUGGUUUUACUUUGACCACGGUAGACAUUGAUGAUCUUAUCGUAAACUAUCCAACAAUGUUUGAACUAAUUCAGGAUUUACGUUCUAUGGGUGAAAGUAACGCAGUGAUAACAAGACGAUCAUUCUUAAAGAGAGACACAUUAAUAGCUGCUGCAUCCAUAUAUAAAGAAUUAUACGGGAAGCCAGAUGGAUCAAUUCCGGCGACUUUCCAGAUAAUUUACAUGAUUGGAUGGAAGCCUGAUGAAUCACAACCAAAACCAAAAGAAAGGGGCUCGGCGAAAUCAUCAUUAAAAGAAAUUUUAGAGGCAAAUGAUGGAGAUAAAUGA